UAUGAGAAUUAUGAACUGAGAUGCUUGAUUCAUUAGCAGGCAGGAAGCUAUGGAACAGAAUCUUCUGAUGUCAUAAUUCUGGGUGUCACGGGAACACUUGGUCAUCAUUCCUUUGGCAAGUCUAGCCUUCUAUGGAAAGUCAGUAGAAGCAAUUGAUUUAUUCACCUCUACAGGAAUCAGACUCGGCCUAUAUUUGGAUUUCAGUGAAUUAUGCCUUUUCGGUUUGGGACCCAGCCAAGGGGGUUUCCAGUGGAAGGAGGAGAUUCUUCAGUUGGGCCGGAAUCAGGCCUGAGCUCCAGUGCUGCCUCUAAUGGGAAAGAAGCAUCACCCAAUAGGCAACUCCGAAGAUGCCCUGGAAGUCAUUGCCUGACAAUAACUGAUGUUCCCAUCACUGUCUAUGCAGCAAUGAGAAAGCCACCUGGGCAAAGCAGCAAGGAAAUGCAUCCCAAAUAGCAUCAUUAAGUCUUCUGUCGAGGGUUGACUAGGUCAAGGGUAAUGGGCCAGUAUCAUCUUAUGGUCUGUCUGGUAAACAAAUAAAGGUGGUGGCAUUGGCUGAAUAUUUGGGUGAUGACAAUUGCUGAAUAUUCGAUUUUAAUAAGAACAAAACAUGUCAGUAGAGCACACAGGAUGACAAACCGUUGGCUGUGUCUGACAAGAUGGACUGCUUCACACUUAGUACCUUAGAGAUCAUCCUGGCACAGAUGACAAGCUUCAAAGACUCAAGGUAAAGCCUGAUCCAUGAUGAUCAUAAUGCCAGGUUCUCGGAGCUUGUACACAUCUCACAGCCAUUUGAAUUUUCAUUAGCUAAAGAGAAAAGACCAUGCAAAGAUGUGGCCACUGAGUCCUGCCUGUAUAGGUCUAAAGUACCUCUGUGAAGAGAGAUUAAUAUGCAUUAAUCUAACAAAACUUGAAAGUAAGAUGAGCGAGUUGAAUGCUAUUUCAGUCCUACUGUUUGUGUACCUGUUCUGCUUGCUAUUUAGAGACAGUU
Acomys russatus (golden spiny mouse) is the source of this 988-nucleotide messenger RNA. RefSeq names its product family with sequence similarity 229 member B (gene Fam229b). Bases 211 to 453 code for a protein of 80 amino acids. Lineage: Eukaryota; Metazoa; Chordata; Mammalia; Rodentia; Muridae. The transcript has 3 exons. The record is from RefSeq and is a predicted model, not a curated record.